GCUAUUCACAGGCUUCAUUUGGAAGGGGGUCCACGCGUUAUUUCAACACAAGUGGGCCUGUAUGAGGACGUUAUAUUGGCACUCACAGGCCUCCACUCAUCCGUACUGAAAUCUGGAUGAAUCAGUAAGAGCAACAAAAAAAAAGAAAAAGCGGAAAAAAGUGCGUGUUUUUUUUAAAAAAAACAAAAAACAAAAAAAGAAAGGAGAGAGAUAGAGGGAGAAAAUGACCCUGGAAUCCAUAAUGGCGUGUUGUCUCAGCGAGGAGGCGAAAGAAGCCCGGCGGAUCAACGACGAGAUUGAAAGGCAGCUCCGCCGGGAUAAGAGGGACGCACGCCGGGAGCUGAAACUGUUGCUUCUCGGCACUGGAGAGAGUGGGAAGAGCACUUUCAUCAAACAGAUGAGGAUUAUCCACGGCACUGGUUACUCUGACGAGGAUAAAAGAGGCUUUACCAAACUGGUCUAUCAGAACAUCUUCACAGCCAUGCAGGCCAUGAUCAGGGCCAUGGAGACGCUCAAGAUCCCCUACAAAUAUGAGCACAACAAGGGUAACGCCAACAUCGUGAGAGAGGUGGACGUCGAAAAGGUCGCUGUGUUCGAGAACCCUUACGUAGAUGCAAUCAAGAGCUUAUGGAAUGACCCAGGCAUCCAGGAGUGUUAUGAUCGAAGGAGGGAAUAUCAGCUCUCUGACUCUACCAAAUAUUACCUGAACGCAUUGGACAGAAUCGCUGAAACAGCCUACCUUCCCACCCAGCAGGAUGUGUUAAGGGUUCGAGUACCGACCACGGGCAUCAUUGAGUACCCGUUUGACCUGCAGAGUGUCAUAUUCAGGAUGGUGGAUGUCGGGGGUCAGAGGUCAGAAAGGAGGAAGUGGAUUCACUGCUUUGAGAAUGUCACAUCCAUCAUGUUCCUUGUAGCCCUCAGCGAAUACGACCAAGUGUUGGUGGAAUCAGACAACGAGAACCGGAUGGAGGAGAGUAAAGCCCUGUUUAGGACAAUAAUCACGUACCCCUGGUUCCAAAACUCUUCAGUCAUUCUGUUCCUCAACAAGAAGGACCUGUUGGAGGAGAAGAUCAUGUACUCUCAUCUGGUCGACUACUUCCCAGAGUAUGAUGGUCCCCAGAGGGAUGCCCAAGCAGGGCGAGAAUUUAUCCUCAAGAUGUUUGUGGACCUGAAUCCAGACAGCGAUAAGAUCAUCUACUCUCACUUCACCUGUGCCACUGACACAGAGAACAUCCGUUUUGUCUUUGCGGCUGUGAAAGACACCAUCCUGCAGCUCAACCUAAAGGAAUACAACCUGGUGUAGAGCAGAGCAGAGGAGAGCAGGGGGUCGGGGGCACCAACAGGAUGCCCUCAACACACUGACUGACGCAAUCUGUGAAAAGAUAGAUCAUAUACACCCACAUGAAAAAGAUCUGAGGAAAACAAAUCUGAUGGUUGCGUAAUACUAAUUUAUUUGCUAUUUGUUGAUCUCUUGGGUCCCAGAGGGUGAGCAAAGUAAAUGUUAUCUUGCUAUUUAAAGGAGUUGAUAAAAUGUAGGGAGCUAGGGGGGUAUUCGCAAGAGUCCUAGGGGGGCGAUUGUUGAACAUGUGCAGCAACAAUCCUCAUUUUUAGAUUUGGCACAUAGAAGUUUUUUUUGUUGGUUUUUGACAGAAAGAAAGAAACUUCUUUGUGCACUCGAGAUUUUGGGGGCUCAUUUUGUCUGUCAGCGUGAUACUUUCAGAGCUGGAACAAUGACAACGGCUCCCUCCCUCCUGCCUUUUUAUAAACAAGAAGGAAGGGGAAAAAAAGAUUUUCAUGCCUUUUUUUUUCUUUUCUUUUUCUUCCCUCCUUACCUGUCCGCUCAUUCUGAUGCUUCGUCCCGUUGCCCAUCAGAUCUCUAAUUGACAGCUUCCUUCUUCAUUCAAAGGACUGAUUGGCAAGUUUCUUCAUAAAUAAGGCAUUAACUGUGAUUUCUUUAAAGUAUUUCACAUUGUUUCCAUAUUGAUCGAAUCCUUAUCAUUAUAACAUUGCAUUGACUUUCAUACCAUCU
Messenger RNA from Scomber japonicus (chub mackerel), 2029 nucleotides. Its product is annotated as guanine nucleotide-binding protein G(q) subunit alpha. Gene Ontology annotation, molecular function: G-protein beta/gamma-subunit complex binding; GTPase activity; GTPase activator activity. Gene Ontology annotation, cellular component: heterotrimeric G-protein complex. The record is from RefSeq and is a predicted model, not a curated record. The coding region runs from base 224 to 1303 and encodes 359 amino acids. NCBI's taxonomy places the organism in Eukaryota, Metazoa, Chordata, Actinopteri, Scombriformes, Scombridae. Gene Ontology annotation, biological process: action potential; phospholipase C-activating dopamine receptor signaling pathway; adenylate cyclase-modulating G protein-coupled receptor signaling pathway. The transcript is spliced from 7 exons.